This is a messenger RNA of Trichomonas vaginalis G3, 1296 nucleotides long. Its product is annotated as serine-type endopeptidase protein. The record is from RefSeq and is a predicted model, not a curated record. NCBI's taxonomy places the organism in Eukaryota, Parabasalia, Trichomonadida, Trichomonadidae. The coding region runs from base 1 to 1296 and encodes 431 amino acids. The transcript has a single exon.
AUGAUCAUUGGAUUACUGUUUGAAUCAUUCAGUACAUUUGAUAACAUACCAUCACGGUCAACGCCAAGUCAAUAUUCAUCCGAUCAAAAUAUCAUGUUAUAUGCUGGAAAUUAUUCAAUUACGUGUGAUGGUGCCCAGGGAGGUGCUUCAUCUAAUAGUGGAAUGGGAGGCAGAGGUACAAAAAUCUUAUCAACUUUAACGCUUAAUUUUCGAACAAAUAUUACUUUAAGAGUCGGUAAGAAAGGUAAAGAUUCAGCAGAUGAUAAUGGCGGUGGAUAUUAUGAUGGAGGAAAUGCAUUCCCUGCAUUCAAAUAUUCAAAUGUAGCUAUUUAUGCUGGCGCAGGAGGCGGUUCUAGCUCAAUCUGGAUAAAGGAUAUGCCAAUAUUAGUUGCUGCAGGCGGUUCAGGAGGUCUUUAUCACUCCACUGGAGCCCCUGGUGGUGAUUUCAUUAAUAAUUUUAACUGUACUUCUGAAAAUUGCACUUCUACAGAAAGAAUCAAAGGUUAUACAGAUUGCCCAGCUAAAUUUAGACCCAGUUCAACUAGAUGGCAUGCAUAUAGUGGGUCAGGUGGUGGGUAUCAAUGUGGAAAUGUAGUAGAUGCGUUACCAAUACCACAACCAUUUCAAUAUGCUAGGGUAUCCCACGGUGGUUUAAGCUUUAUAAAUAGUUCAUAUUUCCGUGAAGUGCGUAUUAUUUCAGAUAAUAUCAAUGGAAAUGAGGGAGAUGGAUUAAUUACAAUAAAUCCAAUAAAUAUUCGUGGUUGUUCUUCUUGGACUAACUAUAGUUAUUGCACAAGGUGCCAAGAAGGCUUUUAUUUAUAUAAUGGGAGAUGUUGUCGAAGAUGUCCAAGAGGUUUUUAUGGAGAAAAUUCUUCAUUGACGAAACUUCAACAAUGCAAACCAUGCAAUCAAACUUGUGGAAGUUGUUCUAUAUCCCCAGAUAGUUGUACGUCAUGCAUAUCACCAUACUAUUUAAUGGGAUCAACUUGUGUUUUAAAUUGCGGCAGUGGAAAUUAUUCAAAUCCACAAAGGGAAUGCAAACAAUGUUCACAAAAUUGUUCUCAAUGCGACGGAAAAGCAGAAUAUUGCACUUCAUGCGCUUCAAAUAAUUACUUUGUAAAUGAAAAUCACCAAUGCGCGCUUUGUCCAUUCCCAUGUUCAUGGUGCAAAUCAGCAAAUCAAUGCACGAAGUGUCAGAAAGGAUAUUACUUAAUUGGAUCAAAAUGCGUUCCUCAUUUUACCAAAAAUCCAGAACCCUACAAUAUUAUUGGUAGAAUCUUGAGAAGAAGAGGAUAA